CGCCUGCGCAUAAGAGUAGCGGCGUUGAGUCAGGCAGUCAGUGGAGAAAACUGCGGUAGCGACCCUCAGACCUCGCCAUGAAGACUCGCUUUAGCACCAUUGACCUCCGCGCGGUACUCGCGGAGCUGAAUGCCAGCUUAAUAGGAAUGAGAGUAAGCAAUGUUUAUGAUGUGGAUAAUAAGACCUAUCUUAUUCGUCUUCAAAAACCAGACUUUAAAGCUACACUUUUACUUGAAUCUGGCAUACGAAUUCACACAACAGAAUUUGAGUGGCCUAAGAAUAUGAUGCCAUCUAGUUUUGCCAUGAAGUGCCGAAAACAUUUGAAGAGUCGGCGAUUGGUCAGUGCAAAACAGCUUGGUGUGGAUAGGAUUGUAGAUUUUCAAUUUGGAAGUGAUGAAGCUGCUUAUCACUUAAUCAUUGAGCUCUAUGAUAGGGGGAACAUUGUUCUUACAGAUUAUGAGUACCUAAUUUUGAAUAUCCUGAGAUUUCGAACUGAUGAGUCAGAUGAUGUUAAAUUUGCUGUUCGUGAACGCUAUCCAGUCUAUCAUGCUAGAGCUGCUGAGCCUUUGCUUACCUUGGAAAGAUUGACUGAAAUAAUAGCCAGUGCACCUAAGGGUGAACUAUUGAAGAGAGUUCUUAAUCCAUUACUUCCCUAUGGACCAGCUCUCAUUGAACACUGUCUUAUAGAAAAUGGAUUAUCUGGAAAUGUCAAAGUGGAUGAAAAAUUUGAAAGUAAAGAUAUUGAAAGAGUACUUGUUUGUCUGCAGCAAGCAGAAGACUAUAUGAAAACAACAUCCAACUUCAGUGGAAAGGGGUACAUCAUUCAGAAAAGAGAAAUAAAACCAAGCUUGGAAGUUGAUAAACCGACUGAAGACAUAUUCACGUAUGAGGAAUUUCAUCCUUUCUUGUUUUCUCAACAUUCACAAUGUCCAUAUAUAGAAUUUGAAUCAUUUGACAAGGCUGUGGAUGAAUUUUAUUCCAAGAUAGAAGGUCAGAAAAUAGAUUUAAAAGCUUUACAACAGGAAAAACAAGCAUUGAAGAAAUUAGAUAACGUCCGAAAGGAUCAUGAAAACCGAUUAGAAGCUCUUCAACAGGCUCAGGAAAUAGACAAACUUAAAGGAGAGCUCAUAGAAAUGAACCUACAAAUAGUUGACAGAGCCAUUCAGGUUGUUCGAAGUGCUUUAGCCAACCAGAUAGAUUGGACGGAAAUCGGGUUAAUUGUGAAAGAAGCCCAAGCUCAAGGAGACCCUGUUGCAAAUGCAAUUAAAGAAUUAAAACUACAAACAAAUCAUGUUACAAUGCUACUAAGAAAUCCAUACUUGUUAUCAGAGGAGGAAGAUGACGAUGUUGAUGGUGACAUCAGUGUUGAAAAAAAUGAAACCGAACCACCAAAAGGAAAAAAGAAAAAACAAAAGAAUAAACAGCUGCAGAAGCCUCAGAAAAAUAGGCCGUUACUUGUUGAUGUUGAUCUCAGCUUGUCAGCAUAUGCCAAUGCCAAAAAAUACUAUGAUCACAAGAGGUAUGCUGCUAAGAAAACACAAAAGACUGUUGAAGCUGCUGAAAAGUUUGAUAGGUUUGAGAAAUUUCUGUGGUUCAUUAGCUCAGAGAACUAUCUAAUUAUAGGUGGACGAGAUCAGCAACAGAAUGAAAUAAUUGUGAAAAGAUACUUGACAACAGGGGACAUUUAUGUACAUGCUGAUCUUCAUGGAGCUACUAGCUGUGUAAUUAAGAAUCCAACAGGAGAACCCAUUCCCCCUCGGACCUUGACUGAAGCGGGCACAAUGGCACUUUGCUACAGUGCUGCUUGGGAUGCACGAGUUAUCACUAGUGCUUGGUGGGUGUACCAUCAUCAGGUGUCUAAAACAGCACCAACUGGAGAAUAUUUGACAACAGGAAGCUUCAUGAUAAGAGGAAAAAAGAAUUUCCUUCCUCCCUCAUAUCUAAUGAUGGGGUUUAGUUUCCUCUUUAAGGUAGAUGAGUCUUCUGCUUGGAGACAUCGGGGUGAACGAAAAGUCAGAGUGCAGGAUGAAGACAUGGAAACACUGGCGAGUUGCACAAGUGAACUCAUAUCGGAAGAAAUGGAUCAACUAGAUGGAGGUGAGAGUAGCAGUGAAGAAGAUAAAGAGGAAUCACACGAAACUCCUGUGGAAAUGGAACUCAUGACUCAGGUUGACCAAGAGGAUGUCACUAUUCAGAGUGGUGGGGAUGAGCUAACUGAUGAACUACUUCAGGAAGAAAGCUCUGAAGAUGAAGGAGAAUCCGAAGAUGUAGUAAAAGAUCAGGAACCUGUUGGUGAAAUGAAGGAUGAAGGGGAAGAGACAUUAAAUUAUCCUGAUACUACCAUUGACUUGUCCCACCUUCAGCCCCAGAGGUCCCUCCAGAAAUUGGCUUCAAAAGAGGAAUCUUCUAAUAUGAGUGACAGUAAAUUACAGAGCCGGAGACAUUUGUCAGCCAAGGAAAGAAGGGAAAUGAAGAAGAAAAAGCUUCCAAGUGACUCAGGGGAUUUAGAAGUGAUCGAGGUAAAGGACAAAGAAAAAGAAAAUACUCUACACAUUGAAACUCAUGCGGACACAAGCAAACGUGCGCCAGCCGUGCAGCCGAUGAAACGAGGCCAGAAGAGUAAAAUGAAAAAAAUGAAGGAAAAGUACAAAGACCAAGAUGAGGAAGAACGUGAACUCAUCAUGAAAUUGCUGGGGUCUGCAGGUUCAAACAAAGAAGAAAAAGGGAAGAAGGGGAAGAAAGGAAAAACAAAGGAUGAACCUGUAAAGAAACAGCCCCAGAAACCUAGAGGUGGACCAAGGGCUUCAGACAGCAUAAAGAAAGAAACUCCCUCCCUUGAGGUUGUAACUCAUGAGUUACAAGACUUGGCCGUAGAUGAUCCACAUGAUGACAAGGAAGAGCAAGAUCUGGAUCAACAGGGUAAUGAGGAAAAUCUCUUUGACUCUUUGACUGGGCAGCCACAUCCUGAAGAUGUAUUACUGUUUGCCAUUCCAAUAUGUGCCCCUUACACCACCAUGACAAACUAUAAAUACAAAGUGAAACUUACUCCUGGAGUUCAGAAAAAGGGAAAAGCGGCAAAAACAGCCUUGAAUAGUUUCAUGCAUUCCAAAGAAGCAACAGCAAGAGAAAAAGACUUGUUUCGCAGUGUAAAGGACACGGAUUUAUCAAGAAACAUUCCUGGCAAAGUCAAAGUGUCUGCACCCAAUCUUCUGAAUGUAAAAAGGAAAUAGCUGAAAUGAAAUCCUAAAAUAUUUGAGAAGAGCCAAUUUUAUAGCCUUUUGGAAGUUCAGAGAUGAAAACACCAUGUAACCAGACUUCCGCAUUUAAAAAAUGAACUAAACAUUGCCUUGCUAUAUUCGCCAAAAGGACUUGUUUUUUUUUCCAGUUUUUUAGAGAGGAAACACUAUGAUAGGACUUCCUAAAAUAUUUGUGACAGUUAAAUGCUAAUUGUAUACAUCUGUAGUUAUUCUACAUUUUCUUAAAAUUUGGGAGGUUAAUACUAAGUUUUCAUUUCAUGUUGUAAAGAAGUCGAACAGUGAAGUGGCUCAGUUGCUUAGACUAUUGACUUGGUAGUCUACCGUAUAUAACAUCUAAUAUAUCUAUUACAGGUCAAUCACAAGGUUUUUUUUUUUGUUUUUUUUUCUGGUGGCAUGGUGAGGGUUGGGGGUGCUCAACAUUUAGGUUUAAGUCUUGAAAACCUUCUGCCUUUACUUGUCAAAAAAUAUAUUAGAUCAGAUUUAAAAUACACAUUAUUCAGCCUAAGAAAUAACACCUAGAAAAAAUUGGUAUUGAUCAUUUCCAUGCAUUUACACAACUUCACUUUUCAUCCUGAUUUCUUCCUUGUUUCUACCAUUUUAUUUUCUACCUUUAGUAAUUAUCAGCAUGUUACAGAGUAUCUUAAAGACCUAUGAUAUCAUAAGUGCACUUUUAGGCUUAUCACUAGACUCCUGACCCAGUUCAUCCUCUUCUAUCUCUUAACAGAACGAGGAGUUUUUUUUAUGAGCUAAAACACUGUUACUUAUUAAAUGAUUAGACGAUAGCUACCUACAGUCAAUAAGGCCACUUGCCCCGCCCCAUACCAGAGCAUUAAUAAGGUCAAAGUACUGAAUAGCUGUUGGUCCUUCCAAAAUUUCUUUAACCAGCUUAGUCCUAUUGAGAAUAUUUUUCCAUUUGAAAUUAAUGUAAAAAAAAAAAAACCUUUGUAAUUAUAUGGCCUAGUGUUGUAAAUACAACAGACUACUCUUGCCAUUAAACCCUAAAAUAUUAAUUUAAAAAAAUAACCACCAUUUUGAUAGUAAUAAUAAUUAGCAUAAUGUUUCUACAUCUACAGCUAUAUAUCCUGAAGUUACUAAAAAGGAAAUAUAAUAACCAUUCCUUGGGGUAAAAAGCCCAAGUAUUAAUGAAGACAGUUACUGGUGUUAAAUACAUUUAUUGUAAACUUUAGACACAAAAAUAGGUUCUCUAGGCCAUUCACAUGCACAUUAAAACCAAAAAGCUGCAAACUACAACAAUGCAUAUAAUUAUACAAAUGACACCACUCUCUGAUGUUUACAGAAUUGCUGUCCAUGCAAGGUGAUCAGAGGCAUUAUCUAUGAAGCCUUAAGAUCCAGAAGUGUUGUUACUACCAAACCUCUGAUUAAUACUGUGAAGUAAGUGUUUCGGAAGGCAGUUCCAUGAGUUGGCUAACAUUUCUUUAAAGCAAAUGACUGCUUCUAAGCUUAGCCUGAAAGUGGACAAGAGAAAAAUAGUUUUGCUUUACUAUUUGGAAGUACAUUAAUUUGAAGACUUAUAAACACUGCCCCCCCCCCAAAAAAAAACACUUUAAAGAUUUUCAUAGGAACUGGUUAGUUCUAUCAUUGAAGGCUUGUUAUUGCCCUUAAGUUAUCUAUAAACCUGGUUUUUCAAGAGCAUUAAUUUAAAAUGAAGUACCUAGUAAAAAGUUACUUACCUUACAAGAGAUUUUGGUUGAACUGAAAAUAUAAGUAUUUCAUUACUGUGUGCCUGAAAAAUAGAUACGAAAAACACAUUCAAAAGUAAGUAUUCCACAGUAAGUUUCAGAAGUAUUAUGAAGUGUCCUUUAACUAGGGUAGUGUACUUACAGCUCUGUGAUGGACAAGGAGGUUAUUGGCGCACCCGCCAAACACAAUUACUUCUCCUUCGUCGCUGGCACAAGCUGUAUGCCAUAAUCUAUAUUUAAAACAGAAGCUUGAAUUUGAAGCUACCCAAACACCAAAUUGACAAUUUAUACUACAGAACAGAAUGAUGAAAUAAAGAGAUCUUUAGUACAGACCAGAAACAUGUUGAGAAGGAAUUUAUCUUAAGUAGCAAACACUAGAAAAAAAUCAAUGUCUGUUUUAUCUGGAUGUUAUCAUUUUAGCUCUCUGGUCCAGUCCUAAUUUAUGCAGUGAGGGGUUUGAACUGAAUGAUCUGUUCUCUAGGUCUUUGUUAGCAAUAAAAACCUUAUGGGAGAUGUGUGGUAUAUGCCCUCUUGAUCUUCUUCUUUUCAUGGCAGGGCCAGUCGACCUGGAUGCUGAAUCUGCCUGAGAUACGCAAAGUAUCAGGCCUGGUAAUUCUAUGGAAAGAAUUUUUGUGCCAUCAAUGAAGGCUUUGUGCAUAAGUGUACUUAAGUUAGAGGCUUGGGGGGAAAAUGCAGGCUGGCCUACUUAAAUGUGAUUUGAAUACCAGUUGUGACUAUAUCAUAUCCUUUAGCAGUUUUUCUGACAGUUCUUUUUGGGGGGAUUUGACUUAGUAUUUGUUCUAUAGAGCUACUGCAAAUCUGAUAGAAAGUUCUUGAUUUUUUUCCCUACAUACAUUCUUCUCUCCUUUCCAGUUACUUUUUUAAAAUGGCAAACCUAGAAGCAGUUGAAUUCACUUGAGAAAAGAGCUUGAUUAUAAAUUUUAACUACAUCAAUUUUAUGAUAAAAGCAGCAGCAAAAGUCAAA
This is a messenger RNA of Leptonychotes weddellii (Weddell seal), 5942 nucleotides long. The record is from RefSeq and is a predicted model, not a curated record. Lineage: Eukaryota; Metazoa; Chordata; Mammalia; Carnivora; Phocidae.